Molecule: messenger RNA, 4361 nt
Organism: Vitrella brassicaformis
Lineage: Eukaryota; Vitrellaceae
Source: the annotation of a GenBank genome assembly
GGGAUGGGAGGAGCGAGGAUGACAAGAGAAGGGUGCCGACAGACGGCAGAGUCCGAGUAGGCAAGCUCGGCAACGGUGAUCUCCAGUCGAGUCGCAGGGAUCCACAGCAGUCACUUACUAAACUGGAGUCGAGUCGAGUCAGCAUCAUGGAUGGGUGCCCAGCCGUCCGCCUGGACGCCCUCAUCUCCCUCUCCCUCAUACUCAGCUGCCUACACUCUCUCUUGGGCACCCUGUGCGAGGCGGCCGUCCCGCCACGCAACAGGCCACCUACAGCAGCCGAUGCGGCCGCACCCCUCCCUCACACACGCAGGAAGACCACCUUCCUGACACCGCCAAUCGCUAGAGGUGCGGCCAACCGGCGUCUCACCCGUCUUGGCAUGACCCCUCCACCUCGGCCAGAUGCGACACAGACGGCCCCGCCACGCGAGAUGGCCGAGUCGAUUGCCGAUGCCAAGUCAUUGCUCGGCCCGUUCGGCUACCCCAAUGGGUCUGAUGAGGGCCACACGGCAGCCAGCAGGGGCACCCGCAUCAACGGCCACGAGGACAAACAUGCCAAGCGGAAGGAGGCCCUGGGUGCGGCAGCUGCUGCAGGAGGCCACAGCCUGGCGGCUUUGCAGCGGCUGGCCCGUCUGAGUGGCGAGCUCAAGGAGACGGAGGCUCUGGAUAGUCUUCGCACGCUCGCCAACACGUUGACUGAGAUGAAAGAUCUGCUGCGGUCGCCAUCUCUGCGGCAGAUACUGAGCAACGACCGGGCGGCAAAGGCGCUGAGGGAGUUUCUGAGUGCCUUCGAGGGGCCCGUGACGGGUUCUUUGUACGAUUUGAUCGACAAAUUCGAAGACGAUGUUGUGCAGGAGUGUUACCGUGAAUUAAGGGAGGUCCUACGAGCGCCCGAGACGGUGAUCCCUUCCCCGGAGGAGAGGGAGGGGUAUGUGCAGCUGAGUGGGGGUGAGAUAGUGACGGCCAUGCUCAAGCGGCACGGCGUGGAGGCUGUGUUUGGGUACUCUGGGGGGGCUGUGCUGCCGCUGCUGGAUUCUUUCUAUGGCAACGACAUCAAGUGGUACAUGUCCACCCACGAGCAGUGUGCGGGCCACGCUGCCAUGGGGGUUGCCAAAUCAACCGGUGCGCGACAAGCAGAUCUGGGAGUGGAGUGGAGUCUUAAGGGGCACGUGCUCGUGUGUGUGUGUUCGUGUGUGCGCGUGUGAUGUGCAGGCAAGGUCGGUGUGGCUGUGGUGACGUCUGGGCCAGGUCUGACCAACCUCAUCACCCCCCUGCAGGACGCAAUCGGCGAUGGAGUCCCACUCGUCGGUAAGACCACACCACGAUGUCACCACGACCACUGCCUUCAUGUGUUGGUUGUGUGUGUGCCUGCCUGCCUGCCUGCCUGUGUGUAUGCGUCAGUGUUCUCUGGCCAGGUGCCGACUGGUGCGAUAGGCAGCGACGCCUUCCAGGAGUGCCCUGCCUGUGCGCUGACCAAACCCUGCACCAAAUGGAACUUCAGAGCUGAGAAGGUCGAGGACCUGCCAUGGGUGAGUGCAGAAUGCUUCCUCCUGCACCACACAAGCACCCCUGCACUGUCCUGUCUGUGUAUUGUCCAAUCAGGCGGUGGAGCAGGCCUUCCGCAUCGCCACCAGCGGCCGCCCCGGCCCGGUGCAUAUCGACCUGCCCAAGGACAUCUCGUCCGGAAAGGUAUGGCUGCCCAAGUCGUUCCUCGAGGGCGAGCUGCCCGAGGAGAUCAAGAUGGAGACCUUCCAGUGGAGGAAGCCGCUGGUGGACGUGCAGCAGAUACAGCAGCUGGCGCACCUCAUUAACCAGGCCAAGAGGCCCGUCUUGUAUGUGGGUCAGGGGGCCGUCGGUGCGGCCGACCAAGUGAGGGAGCUCGCUGCCAAGGCGUCGAUACCGGUGAGAUGCGACGGAGGGGGGAGAGAGACCGACAGCACAUGACGGAAUGUGUGUGAGGCUUGUGGUGGGUGCAGGUGGCGACGACGAUCCACGGAAUGGGUGUGUUUGACGAGGAGGACCCUUUGAGCCUCCACAUGCUGGGGAUGCACGGGUCGGCCUACGGCAACCUGGCCAUACAAAAGGCAGACCUCGUCAUCGCUAUGGGCAGCAGAUUCGACGACAGAACCACCGGCAUACUCAACAAAUACGCACCAGAGGUACGUCACACACACACACAGAGAGAGAGCCCAUGUGCAUGGUGACAUGUGUGUGUGUUGUGUGUUGGUCAGGCGAAGGCUGCGGCAGAGAGGGGGGAGGGCGGGAUAGUUCAUGUGGAUAUCGAGAAGAAGCAGUUCGGCAAGAGCGGCGUGGCACCGCACAUGGCCGUCCAUGGCGACUGCAAAGACGUCAUUGAGGUACGUGUGUGCGAUGACGAAGCGAGGCCCAACACAUCGCAACAAGACACCUGCCUGUGUUGCCUGUGUGUGUAUGUGUGUGUGUGUCAUUUCAGGCACUGUUGCCCUUGGUUGAGCGUCAUGACCGCGACGAGUGGCUGCAGCAGUGCCGGCAGUGGAAGGCCGACAUACCGUUCAGGUGGAUACCCCCAGAGGGCAACCAAAUCAAGGUCCAGCAGGUCAUCGACGCCAUCCACAGGUGAUUAACAAUGAAGAACGGAGGACGGAACGAAACAUCCAAACACCCACCCAUGUGUGUGUCCUGUGCUCAUCGGCGGCUCGUCAGGAAAUCGACGGAGCUGCUGCCGCCCGACGUGCGUGAGAAGAUGAUCUUCACGACAGGUGUGGGCAACCACCAGAUGAUGACGGCGCAGUUCAUCCGGUGGCGGCGGCCGCGGUCGAUGCUGACGUCGGGCAGCUUAGGGGUCAUGGGGGUGGGGCUGCCCUACGCCAUCGGGGCCCAGGUGGCCAACCCCGACAGCAUGGUGGUGCUCAUCGAUGGGGACGGGUCGUUCAACAUGAGCUUGAUGGACUUGAAGACGGUGGCCAACUACAAGCUGCCCAUCAAGAUUGCCAUCAUGAACGACGACAGGCAGCAGGUCGGCUUGAGGAUGGAUGAGCCGCGGAGGGGCAGAUGUGGAUAAAUGUGUGGAUCUCUCUGUGUAUGGGUGCGUGUGUCAGAUGGUGUGGAUAUGGCAAAAGCUGUUUUUCGGCGAGCGGUACAUCUCCACGACCAACAACAACCCCGACUUUGUUGCCCUCGCCAAGGCGUACGGCAUCGAUGCAAUCUCAUGCGACAACUCCGGUGAGCCAGACAGACAGAGAGGGAAGGAAGGACGCUCAGACACGUUGAUACAUGUGUCUUGUCUUGUGUGUGCCGGUUUCUGCAGAUGACUUGGAUGGCGUGAUAGAGAAGUGGCUGACGCAUGAGGGGCCGAUGGUGGUCGACUUCCGUGUCGUCCCCGACAUAUGCCUGCCUAUGGUCCAGGUGACCAAACACACACAGACCCACACUAUCGCGCACACGCCUUCUGUGUUUCUGUCUGUCUUGUGGUGGUUUGUGUCGUCCAUCCAUCAGCCCGGCAAGGCGUUGGACGAGAUGCUGCUGCAUCCUGACGAAGCCAACAAACCCAUGGAGGGACUAGCACCAUCAUAGACAGACAGACGGACAGACACGUGAGCACCUUCGUAGCCACCUACCUAGCUGGCGAAAGGAGCAGGCAACAAGAGCUGGUUUUUUCCUGCCGUCGUGACGACCAACGCCCAACGUUGCUUUUGAUCUUCUGACUUACUUCCUUCUGGUUUGUGUAUGUGGUGGCUCCCUCUCUCCCUCCCUCUGCACGUUGAUUGGUGGAUGGGCUGAUGGAUUGAUGGAAGUGUCUCAUAAUAUGCGAGACACGUGCCUAGUUGUGUGCUGGGGUGGGGUGUGCUCCCUUGCAUCGAUGACUUAGAUACAUAGAGGGUGUGGGUGGGUGACAUGGAUGAUUUUGUAGAGGGAGGGACAGACAGGAGCAGGAGGGGAAGGGAACGGAUCAGUCAGCGGGCCUGUGUUGUGUUGUGUAUGUCCUGUCGGGGGGCUGCGUAAGUGGGCCGUUUUGGAGUGUCGGUUGACGCAUGCAUACUGAGUUGUCGAGGACAGACGGAAUGUCGGAGUGUCGGUCGCGGAAAGUGUCGGCUAUUUGUCAGCUAUCUACCGAGUCACCGGCAGACAUACACACACUGACUGAGUGGAGGACUCUUUAAGCCCUUAACCCAAUGAUUCCCUGUCUGUCUGUUUUUCGACACACACCAAACACAACGGUGUGUGUGUGUGUGUGAGUGUGUCUGGUCGACCACACAUACGGACCAUUGACGACUGAGUGCGUAUACAUGGGGGAUGGUGGCUAGCACAGCCCUAGCCUCCCCCCUGCCUCUCUCUCUUCCCAGCUAGCUGUACAGCGGUGCCCUCGGUGUCUGUCUCUCCCCCCC